GAAUUGGCAAAAGAUACCCUCAAUUUCUUAAUCAAUCUUGCUAACUGGUCCAUUUUCGCCUAGAGGUACCGGCUACGACCACUCGUUACUGUUGCACUGAUAGCUAGAGCCGUAGUCGGGACUGAGGAAAAAUAGAAAUAUCGGGGGAUGCGCCACACCAGCAUCGUCUAGGAUACGGGGAAGAUAUUUCAAGUCCAUGAGAACGCUACGAUAGAAGCAGUUCUAACUACCUCUAGCAUAUUAUUCAUCAGAAAGCCAUCUUCCCUAUAUCAGUUCCUCCACCAACUCAACUAAUGGACUUUUUAAAGAGAUUUUCAGGCUCCCUGAGCAGCUCACCUGCUCCGGUUACCAUUCUCCCGCUGUAUCUCAAGCCAGCCCAGCUGUACUUAUCAGCAUGUCUUAGCAUACAGAGUUCCAAUCCAACCGUUUCAUACUUUUGUGGAAUGUACACUAUCCAAAUUAUCCUUGAGAUCAUUGGCCCGGAAUCCCGAUCCGGCACCCUCUCAGAAACCCAGUCAAGGGAAGCCGAAGUCGUUACAUCUGAUCUCAUAUCGUACUUGGAAUCGUUUAAGCGGAAAGUGUUGGCGAAGAACGUGAGAUACAACUUGUUGGUAAACGAUGAUAAAGAGUAUGAAAAUCGGGACAUCUCGGAGGAAGUAGGCUCUGAUACAGGCUCCCCUUCACGGAAGUAUCUUGCAGAUUUUACUCAUGAGUUGCUUACCAAGAGUGUUAAGGAUAUGAUUCAAGGUGAGACUACCCAUAUAACCCUUGAGCGUUUACUCGAGACCGCUCUGGUGUAUAGAGUUCUUAGCGGAUUCUACCCAGAUGUAGACGAUGUGCCCCCGUUGCCGAAAGACAAGGAAGAAUGUGACAAUGAGGUUGAAAUGGUUGAGAUGAAAGUAAUAGGUGAAAGUCCCGGUCCAGCCUUGGAAUUGUUCAAUAAAGAUGUCGCUAAACUCAGUGAUGAGAUUGACAGUAAUAUUGAUACUCUUGGGUCGAUUAAUGGUCUUAAGGAAAGCCCAGAAUUGAAUGAAAUUCAACCAAUUAUCACCAAGAAUCCCGACAUGGACCAAGGUUUGAAUGGAGAGCCCACCGAAGAGGCUGAUUUAAGACAAACUACCAUGGAAGAAGAGACUGGCGGAUCAACUGGGAAUACCCCAGUCUCAAAUGUGGCAUCUAGCGAGGAAGCCGAAAAUUAUGGUUCGGAGGAUGCCAUAUCAGAGAACGAUUCUAAGAAUACAGAUGAUCUCUCGUUUGAUCGUUUGAAAAAGCAAUUCCUAGUUGAGGCAUCUAUUGUCGACGACGAUGCGAUAUUGUCCACACUAUCUGAUUUAAAGUCUCCAGGCACGAUCACCACGUUAAUUGAAGAGUCAAAUGCGCUUGAGCAAACGAUUAACCAGGAGCUAUCCGAUGCCAACAACCUUAAGGUGAAGAGCCUCGAGGAGCUAACCGCUUUGACAUUCAAAUAUGACGAUUUGCUUCAACACUCGAAUCCCGAGGACUCCUUGACUCGGGCAGAAAUUGAUAAAAGAAUCAAGUAUUGCAUGGUUCACGCUCUGAGAAUAUGGAAAAGCAUAAAGAUAGGAACAGACCCAAACGAAAGUUUUGAGAUCUCAGCACCUUCUGGGGAACAAGGACUACAAGCCGACGGGACUGAAUUCAGUGAUUCCGAGAUCCAGCGCAUGAUUAACCUUGCAAUUCAGGAACCAGAUAGCGAUAGCUCGGAGGAUGAAUCUAUCGGUGGAAUGGGGGCUAUUUUCCCGGCCAUACCAUCCCACAAUCCUACACCGAACAACCAUUCCCAAUAUGGUAUCUCAAGUGACGAGGAGGAGGGUACAGCUACGCUCCCAGCAGUUCAGAGACACUCUCCACACCUAGAAGAGUCACGGGAGCCCCCGGUUCCUGUUGACCCCACCACGAUUAUCCAAGACGGCAAGUUGAUCGAAGAGGCACAAAAAUGGGCGAGGUACGCCAUAUCAGCGUUAAACUACGAAGAUGUGGAUACCGCUGAGCAGCAACUAGUAAAGGCAUUGGAGGCAGUCCAAAGGUUGAAGGAUAGAAGGUGAAGUUGCACAAAAAGGGGAGGGGUCUAAAAUAGAUUGGACGGGAACGGCGUUAGCAAUGUUAUAUGUUAAAUCAACUGGAUGCAUAUUCCAGCUAACUGACCAGUAAUAUACUAGUUAUAAAACCACGGGCUUAUUUACGGGAGAGAGAUCUGGUUCGGCGUUUGACUUUAGGGGUAUAGAAUGCGGGUUACCAGCGGUUUAUCAAUAUGGAGAUGUGCAUCCAUCGCCCCUGGUAUGCCACGCCUAAAUAACCUUGAUACACAGCACUGGCAUACAAACCGUCCCGCAAGGCCCAGGUCCUAGGAUGGGGUUUCAAGCGUUGGUUAAGGGUCUAGUUUUUGCAUGACGAUAGAGUUCUAACUUAGCUUAAAUUUAAGGUUUUGCAGCAAACCGGAAUCGAGUUUCAAG
This is a messenger RNA of Babjeviella inositovora NRRL Y-12698, 2474 nucleotides long. RefSeq lists its product as uncharacterized. The coding region runs from base 294 to 2066 and encodes 590 amino acids. The transcript has a single exon. Gene Ontology annotation, cellular component: multivesicular body. The record is from RefSeq and is a predicted model, not a curated record. Lineage: Eukaryota; Fungi; Ascomycota; Pichiomycetes; Serinales. Gene Ontology annotation, biological process: late endosome to vacuole transport via multivesicular body sorting pathway.